This is a messenger RNA of Arabidopsis thaliana (thale cress), 4378 nucleotides long. RefSeq names its product Disease resistance protein (TIR-NBS-LRR class) family. The record is from RefSeq and is marked reviewed. Bases 1416 to 4310 code for a protein of 964 amino acids. The transcript is spliced from 3 exons. Gene Ontology annotation, biological process: defense response; signal transduction. Lineage: Eukaryota; Viridiplantae; Streptophyta; Magnoliopsida; Brassicales; Brassicaceae. Gene Ontology annotation, molecular function: NAD+ nucleosidase activity, cyclic ADP-ribose generating; ADP binding.
AUUUAGCUACCCAAAAUAACACAUUAAACUUCGAAGUAUCGGAUAUUACUUAUCUUCCAAAUUUCGUUACCUCAAUUCCAUCUAUCUCAGGCAUGUCUGAUCUCAUGGCUUCCCCUUCUUCUUCCAAGCCUCACAACUACAAAUUCAAAGUCUUCUCGAGCUUCCACGGGCCCGACGUCCGUAAAACAUUACUCAGUAACUUGCGCGAACAUUUUCAAGGCAAGGGGAUAACUAUGUUUGAUGACGAAAAGAUUAAGAGAGGCGGAGACCUCUCUCCUUCACUCAAAAGAGCUAUAAAAACAUCGAAGAUCUCGAUCGUGAUUCUCUCCCAGAAAUAUGCUUCUUCAAGCUGGUGUUUGGAUGAAUUGUUGGAGAUCAUGAAGCGCAAAAAGGCUAUGAAACAGAUAGUGAUGACCGUCUUCUACGGAGUAGAGCCAUCCGAUGUGCGGAAGCAGACCGGGGAUUUCGGGAUCGCUUUCAAUAAAACUUGUGUGAAUAAGACGGACAAGGAAAGAAAGGAAUGGAGCAAAGCUUUGACUGAUGUGAGCAAUAUUGCUGGAGAAGACUUCAAGAAAUGGUUUGUGUUCAAUCGAUCAACUAAGUAAUUUUAUAAAAAUACCAUUAAAAAACCACAGUAUUAAGUCUUUAUUCCAUAAGUACUAUCACUAGUUUAUUUUCCCAAUAAUACCAAAAAUUCAGUAUUAUGUCAAAAAAAACUUAAAAAUGUGGUAUUUCAAAGAAUUGCCCAUAAGUUUAUUUCUUAGGUGGUGUUAUUCAAUUAUGGAGUUAAAGUCAAUUCUUUAAGCUUUAGACUUGUUUUCUGAUAUUGAUUUUAAGAAUAUGUUUGUAUGAAUUUCAAAAUCUCUGCAAUAUGUCUUGGAUUUUGAUUCUAGUGAUUUACUCAUGAAACUCCAAAGAGGUUUCAUUUCAAAUGAAUUAAUAUACAAAGAUUUUACAAGUCUUUUAGUUUUUAAUAACGCUGGAUUUUAAUGAAAUAUUUAAAAUCUUAAUUGAAUAACAUCAAACUUUAAAAUCUAUUAAGCAUGAUUUACAAAGAUGAGUUCCAAUAACACUAAAUUUUAAAGUUGGAUAUAGAAUCAUUAGUUGAAUAACAGUGGAUUCGGCUUGGAUUUCAAUUCUAUUAAAAUCCAUUAACGAAUAACACCCCCUUAGGUUCUAUUACGUGGUAAUCACAUGAUAAAAGAAACGAAUGGUUAAUGGUGUUUUAUGAUGCAUAUGGUAAAAAUAAGGAAUGUUAAUUUUUAUAGAUUAAGGGAAUGUUUUUGUUGAAUAAAUAUUAGAAAUAGAUGUAAUAAAUUAUUGGAAAUAGUGGGAAUGUUGUCACUGCAGUGACUAUUUGAUGGAAACACUGCUUUUUCUUUUCUUUCUAUUUUGUUAGGGAUAAUGAAGCGAACAUGAUCAAGAAGAUUGCAAGGGAUGUUUCAUAUAAACUUAAUGCUACACCAUCAAAGGAUUUUGAAGAUAUGAUGGGACUAGAAGCUCACUUGAAGAAAAUCCAGUCUUUGUUACGUUUAGAUUAUAAGGAUGAAGCUCUGAUAAUUGGAAUCUCUGGUCCUGCGGGCAUUGGUAAGAGUACCAUUGCUAGAGCUUUGGAGAGCCGACUCUCUGAUAGGUUUCAACUUACAUGUUUUAUGGAUCUUAGAGGAAGCGAGAAUAAUGGUCUUCACGAUUACGGUCAGCAGUUGCGUUUACAAGAACAACUUCUUGCAAAGGUUUUGAAUCAAGAUGGUACGAGGAUAUGCCAUUUAGGAGUGUUACAACAAAGGCUAAGCGACCUGAGAGUGCUUAUCAUUCUUGAUGAUGUGAGUGAUAUAAAGCAAUUAAAGGCUUUGGCUAAGGAAACUACUUGGUUUGGUCCUGGAAGUAGGAUUAUUGUGACAACCGAAAACAAAGAUCUUUUGCAGCAACGUGGCAUCGAUAGUACGUACCAUGUAGGAUUCCCAUCUAGAGAAGAAGCUCUUGAAAUCUUCUGUAAAUUUGCUUUUGAACAAAGCUCUCCACCUCAUGCUUUCGAGAAGCUUGCAGCGAGAAUAACACACUUAUGUGGUAACCUCCCAUUGGGUCUCUGUGUGAUGGGUUCAUCUUUAUUUGGGAAGAAGCAGGACGAAUGGGAAUUUGUAGUGCAUAGGCUAGAAACUAAUCCUGGUCAAGAAAUCGAUGACGUAUUAAGAGUCGGCUAUGAAAGGUUACAUGAAAAUGAUCAAAUGCUAUUUCUCCACAUUGCAAUUUUCUUCAACUACAGAGACCGUGAUCUUGUGGAAGCCAUGCUUGCUGAUGAUGGUAACUUGGAUGUCGGAAACUGGCUGAAAUUCCUAAUUAACAAAUCUCUGAUAGAGAUAUAUCGCACUGGACAAAUAGUGAUGCACAAGUUACUACAACAAGUGGGUAGACAAGCCAUUCGUAGACAGGAGCCUUGGAAACGACAAAUCUUAAUAAAUGCCAAUGAGAUUUGCGAUCUCCUUCGAUAUGAGAAAGGUACUAGCUGUAAUGUGUCUGGCAUAUCAUUUGAUACAUCAGGAAUCAGUGAAGUGACUAUAUGUGAUGGCGCUUUCAAAAGACUGCAUGAUCUUCGAUUUCUCCAUGUUUACAAAAGUAGAGAUGAUGGGAAUAACAGAGUGCACAUACCUGAGAAAGUGGAGUUUCCACCUCGUCUAAGGUUACUGCAUUGGGCAGCAUACCCAAGCAAGAGUCUUCCUCCUACAUUUAAUCUGGAAUGUCUUGUAGAACUCAAUAUGCGGGAAAGCCUGGUCGAGAAGCUAUGGGAAGGAACCCAACACCUUAAGAAUCUCAAGUAUAUGGAUUUGACUGAGUCCAAGAAUUUGAAGGAACUCCCAGAUCUUUCAAAUGCUACAAAUCUGGAGUAUUUUUAUCUGGAUAACUGUGAGAGUUUGGUAGAGAUCCCAUCCUCUUUUGCGCAUCUGCAUAAACUAGAGUGGUUGGAGAUGAAUAACUGCAUAAACCUACAAGUCAUUCCAGCUCACAUGAACUUGACGUCCGUUAAGCAAGUCAAUAUGAAAGGAUGCUCAAGAUUAAGAAAAUUUCCAGUUAUUUCAAGGCACAUCGAAGCACUGGAUAUAUCAGACAACACAGAGCUAGAAGAUAUGCCUGCAUCAAUUGCGUCUUGGUGUCAUCUUGUGUAUCUCGAUAUGAGCCACAAUGAAAAGCUCCAGGGAUUAACACAACUCCCCACGAGUUUGAGACAUCUAAACCUAAGCUAUACUGAUAUUGAGAGUAUUCCAGAUUGCAUCAAAGCUCUUCAUCAGUUAGAAGAGCUUUGUCUAUCUGGCUGCACAAGACUAGCAUCAUUGCCAGAUCUCCCUUGUUCAAUCAAAGCCCUAGAGGCUGAAGAUUGUGAAUCACUGGAGAGUGUAUCUAGCCCUUUAUACACUCCAAGUGCGCGCCUCAGUUUCACCAAUUGCUUUAAAUUGGGUGGAGAAGCACGGGAAGCAAUAAUCCGACGAUCAUCGGAUUCUACCGGGUCGGUUCUGUUACCAGGAAGAGAAGUGCCAGCAGAGUUUGAUCACAGAGCCCAAGGAAAUUCUUUGUCCAUUCUUCUCCCAUUGGGUGGUAAUUCCCAAUUUAUGGUAUGCGUCGUGAUUUCCCCUCGCCAUGAUAUCACAAAAAUGAGUAAUGAGUCGGAACUGUUAUGUCGCAUCAACGGCGAAUCAUGCUCUUAUGACGAGGAGUUCGAUAUAGUUGAUGUCUCAAACUGUCGAAGGGAACAUCUAUUUAUAUUUCACUCAGGCUUGCUACGUAUGGGCCGUUCUGAAGCAGGCACAGAGAUGGUGUUCGAAUUCAGCAGCGCAUUACAAGAAGACUUCGACAUUAUUGAAUGUGGUGUCAAGAUCUGGACCCCACAAAGCAUCAGACGAGGAUACCUAGCGUUUGGAGAAGACGAUGACGGAACAGAUGGAGUAAUAUGUGACACGGAAGACGUCGAUCAGAUGACGGACGAAACCAAGGGAGGCAACAAUGGAGGAUCUAGCGAUGAAGAGGAUGGCAAAAUCCACAUGUAUUCACAUGAAUCCGGAGAAACGUCUGAAUCUGAAUCUGAAUCUGAGAAAGAAGACGAAUCUGAACCUAGAGAAACGUCCGAGGCAGACGCGGACGGGGACUACGAGUCUGUAUCCAGGAAGCGUGCGAAGAAGACGACGAGUGCUAGUACAGAUCUUAAGUUGGUUUCUAUAGACUACUUGCGGAUUUCAAAUCUUUUAAAAUAUAUUUUCCUUAUUUUAGUAUUGCUUUUAAUCCUUGUUGUACUUAUGUCUAUGCGACUUUUUCUUGCUUGAAAGCAUGCGGUCUUUGUUUUAUGCAUCAAAUUCGCCUGUCCCCCAUUAGCAUUUUUUUCUCCAAAAAG